CAGUGACUGUUCCACUGUCUGCCUUUUGCCAUCUCUCUCCUCGUCUCCUUUCCCCUUCUUCUUCUACUUCGAUCACCUCUGCUGUAAAUUAACUCCUCCUCGAUCCAUGGCUCUCUCUUUGCUCAAGUAGUACAUGAUCAUUUGAUCCAGGAAGUAGUGGCUUACCUAGUCGUCUUCCAUUUGAUCAUUUACCUGUAGCUUAGUUCUCCAUAGCUUGCUAUCUUGCAAUGUUGCAAAGGAACCUCCCAAACCUCUCCCUGCGGAUAAGCCCGCCGGCCGUCCUCUCGGCGCCGUCUUCUGACACGUCCUCGGCGGUGAAGCCGCAGCAGCCAGAGCCAAACGCGGGGACACACGCAGAAGGAAGCGGGGAAGUAGGGUUCCUUGCAAACCCUAGCUUCGGCGCCGAUUCCCCAGGCCUGAGCCUGGGGCUCGGGACAUCUACGGUGCGCGCCGCCGACACCGGCCGCAACGACAACCUGCAGCCGCAGCAGGGAUGCGAAUUUAAGCGCGCUGCCGCCGGCAGCAAGGCGUCGCUGCCGGGCGGCGGUUCUAAGAGGAGCGUCCGGGCGCCGCGGAUGCGGUGGACCUCUGCCCUCCACGCGCGGUUCAUGCACGCCGUGCAGCUCCUCGGCGGCCACGAGAGAGCGACGCCGAAGUCGGUGCUGGAGCUGAUGAACGUCAAGGAUCUGACGCUGGCGCACGUCAAGAGCCACCUGCAGAUGUAUAGGACAGUGAAGGGCACAGACAGAUCGUCCCCCAACGCCACAGGCGAGGCGCAGCUGCAGCAGCAGAUGGUUGUGGACGCAGGAGGAAGAGGAUGUAAUGGUGGUGGUGGUGGUGGAGUGGUGGCGAUGCGGCCGCGUGACGUCGACAUGGCUGGGACGGCCUGCGGCGCGCCUGCUGCAGCCGCGGCAUCUGCGCCGCCUGCCGGGACGACUAGUUCCGCUGCCCACUUCCUCUAUGCGUCAGCAGCAGGAGGAGCUGCUCCACUGGUGCUGGUACCGUCGCCUCCUCCUCCACCUAUCCCCCCGAGGAGGGCUGACCAAGCACCAGUUGCAGUACCUGAAAGGGGCGUUGCGAUUGUUGACUCAUUGCAGCGGUGUCAGAAACUUAAUUACCCAGCAGUGCUUCAAGAUACUCAGGCAUCUAAAGUAGAGGUAGCAUGUCACCUGCCAAUUGGGGUACAUGGAAGCAGCGAGGCGAUCUCCACGAACUACUACUGCUCGAGCCCUGCAAGCUCAUCGCCAUCUCUAGCGAGUUUGGAGCUGCUUGCGGACGACACCUUUGCGCCGAACCUGGAGAUCUCGCUCGGGAGGCACGAUUGGGGCAUGGAGCACCCGGAAGAAUUGAGCCUGAAAUAUCUGUGACAAAAGGGUUUUUCUUUCUUCUUCCUUUUUUGGGGUUUCACUCAGCUAACCAUUGAUCAAUGGAUGUGACGAGACGACUAAAUAUCAGUGAUUUCAGUGAGCUUGGUGUUUGGCUUGAAACGGUGAAACCUGAA
Lolium rigidum is the source of this 1501-nucleotide messenger RNA. RefSeq names its product probable transcription factor RL9. The record is from RefSeq and is a predicted model, not a curated record. Gene Ontology annotation, molecular function: transcription cis-regulatory region binding. The transcript is spliced from 6 exons. NCBI's taxonomy places the organism in Eukaryota, Viridiplantae, Streptophyta, Magnoliopsida, Poales, Poaceae. Gene Ontology annotation, cellular component: nucleus. The coding region runs from base 228 to 1367 and encodes 379 amino acids. Gene Ontology annotation, biological process: regulation of DNA-templated transcription; abaxial cell fate specification.